CUCCAACCAGAGACUGAACCCACCUGUUGUCAAUGUCCGUCACCUUUACCGUUUCGGGUUCUAACAGCAUUAUUUUGAAUGAUACGGAAACCGGAAGUCAUUCGACUACGUUGGCGAAAGUGCUGUCAUCGUGUAGGCCGGCAGAGGAAAUGUUCACUGAACAGCCUGGCUGGAGUUCACCAUGUGAGGAGGUUGCGCGCAUACCGGUGUCUGGUUAGUGUUUCAUGUACAGUCAGCUCCCUCGGCAGAGACAGCAAACGCCCUCAGGCACCAGUUAGUCCGAAGACAACAUCGAGAAUGGACGACUGUUCUCGACAAACGCCGAUGUUUACAUUCGGCGUGAUAGCUGACAUUCAGUACGCUGACAUCGACGACGGGUACAACUACGUCCGGACCCGGAAGCGGUACUACCGGAACGGCCUCCAGCUGCUGAGAAAUGCCCAGGAAAGUUGGUCGGAGUCGGCUGUCAAACCAGAGUUUAUCCUCCAGUUGGGAGACAUUAUUGACGGCUUCAACAAGCGCCACGACGCCUCCGACCGAGCGCUGGACACCGUGCUGAGGGAGUUCAGCUGCAGCUCCGUGGAGGUGCACCAUGUGUGGGGGAACCAUGAGCUUUUAAACUUCAGCAGGAGCUCGCUGCUGCGGUCAAAGCUCAACAGCACACCGCACUGUGACAGCACUGUGAGUGGAGCCCAGGCCGGCGGAGAUAUCUACUCCUACCGCUUCAGCCCGUUCCCGGGGUUCACAUUUGUUAUCCUGGAUGCCUACGAUGUGAGCCUGCUGGGCAGAGAGGAGUCCAGUGACGAGUACUGCCAUGCUAUGGAUCUGAUAAAACAAUUCAACAACAACGAGGAUCUCAACUGUCCCCCAGCGUGUGACGGCCUGCAGCAGAGGUUUACAAUGUUCAACGGUGGGUUCAGUAAGGACCAGCUGAAGUGGCUAGAGUCGGUUCUGUCCUCAGCCGAUGAGAAACGGGAAAAAGUCACAAUUGUCAGUCACCUCCCUGUACACCCCCACUCCACAGACCCUAUGUGCCUCGCCUGGAACUUCGAUGAGCUCCUGGCCAUCAUACGGUCCCACAGCAGUGUGGUGUGUUUCAUGGCUGGACACGACCACGACGGCGGAUACUGCCGGGACAAAGACACGGGAGUGCACCACCUCACAUUAGAGGGCGUGAUUGAGACUCCGCCUGAAGGCAAUGCCUUUGGCACAGUCUCCGUGUACGAGGACAGGAUGGUGCUGAAAGGGUGCGGGAGGAUCAGAGAUCGAGUGUUGCGGUUUCCAGGGCGCCAAAGUGACGCAGAUCAUAGGCCAAUAGAACAUGCUGUAAUGAGUAUUCAUAGGUUUAGAGGAUGUAACAUUCUCUGAAGAGUCACUUAACAAGAAAAUAAUCUCCAUGCAUCAAUCUCCCAUCCUAUAACAUAGGGCUUUCCAUGUUUUUCUCAGCUAUGGUAGUUAUGGUAAUAAAUUCACAUCAGUCGUGAAAGGGGUAUAACUACCCAUUCUUUUAGUUAUAUUUGAAGGCCAUGGUGGGAACUUUCCAAAGUGAAGGUCAGUUGUUACAAAAACACAGACCCACACACUUUCUGCUCUAUGUUUUUAAAUGCAGUGUGGCAUGUCCACUUACCUCAGCAGAACAGUACCUCAAAUAUUUUAUUUAAUGUAUGAGUUUUUAUUUAUAUCAAAGUGUGAAUAGUUAUGUACACUGGAUGUGUUUUAAUCUGAAGGUUUAA
Messenger RNA from Micropterus salmoides (largemouth bass), 1733 nucleotides. It is a transcript of the gene adprm, whose product is annotated as ADP-ribose/CDP-alcohol diphosphatase, manganese-dependent. The record is from RefSeq and is a predicted model, not a curated record. Gene Ontology annotation, molecular function: ADP-ribose diphosphatase activity; 2',3'-cyclic-nucleotide 2'-phosphodiesterase activity; CDP-glycerol diphosphatase activity. Lineage: Eukaryota; Metazoa; Chordata; Actinopteri; Centrarchiformes; Centrarchidae. Bases 79 to 1368 code for a protein of 429 amino acids. The transcript has 3 exons.